Molecule: messenger RNA, 2586 nt
Organism: Truncatella angustata
Lineage: Eukaryota; Fungi; Ascomycota; Sordariomycetes; Amphisphaeriales; Sporocadaceae
Product: heterokaryon incompatibility protein-domain-containing protein
Exons: 3
Coding region: 1-2586 (861 amino acids)
Source: RefSeq, a predicted model, not a curated record
AUGGGUGGCUAUAUGUACCGGCCUUUGCAACGAGCAGACUCGAUCAGGAUCCUUCUUUUGGAGCCUGCCUCGGAUCGGGCGGCUGUUCUGCGUGGUUCCCUCUGCGAUGUCAGUCUGAUCAACCAUCACCAAGACACCAUCGAUGGCUACACAGCAUUGUCGUAUGUCUGGGGAGACUCCGCGGCUACAGGCACAAUCGUGCUUGGGGGCACCGAGGUUAUAAUCACGCUAAACUUGAGCUUGGCUCUUCAGGAUCUGCGUGACACCGCCAGGGUACAUCGCAUCUGGGCAGACGCGCUAUGCAUAGAUCAGAGAAAUGUAGACGAGCGUAAUAGCCAAGUUGCAUUCAUGGCAAGGAUCUACUCCAUGGCGACACAUACAAUUAUAUACCUAGGACCCCUCACACGAGAGAUUGACGUGCUUUUCCAUGCCAUUCGGCCUGAUGUCCUCGAGUAUCUUAGCUCGUUGGCCCGCGGAAAGAGUCACGCUCAGUUGAGAAAAGAAUGGAAGCGGCUUGGCUGGUUCAAUGAGCAGCUGGUGCAUACGGCCAUGGUGGAAUUAGUGCAGCGACCUUGGUUUGGACGCGUCUGGGUCUUGCAAGAAGUCGCCGUGUCGAAAUCGCCUUCCAUUCAAUGCGGCGUGCGACGGGUGCCGUGGUCAGAUCUCUGCCUCCUUAUGCUUCUUUCGCCAUUUCAAAUGUCGUUCAAAAAUACAGAGCUACUGCAGCUCAGAGCGAUGAACAAUACUCGAGACUCGUUCCAUAACCUGCACUACGCGCGUCGGGCUACGUUGUGGGAUAUUUUGGGUCGCCGAGCUGGAGCUCGGGCAAGCGACCCUCGAGACAUGAUAUUUGCGCAUAUGAGCAUGCUUGCUGAUAGAGAAGAAUUACAGAGAUACAUUAGAUUUGAUUACUCAGUAGAUGUGGCCGAAGUCUUCGCCGCAGCGGCUCGUUACUGCUCUGAAACCAGCGGUACCGCUUCUAGAAUUCGGCGCCCCCUAUCUGACCUAUUCAGUUACAUAACCAAUUCCCCCCUCAGACCUCACCUUCCGUCCUGGGUCCCAGACUGGGGUGUAAUUUCCCCUUGGGCCGGGAUACCAAGCAGCGUGCUCCAAAGUCCAGACCGCGUAGCCAAAGGUGGUCUGAGCAAUUUGCUGGUUACCGCAAGAUCGAGACCAUAUCAAGUUGUCUGUGUGACUGGUAUCUUGCCAUCUUCAUCUGAGUACCCAUCAGAACUAUUGACGGAAAUUAAUGUGGCACAUGAAAUUCUCGUGGAACCCGAUCCGGAUAACAGCCCCAAGGCAUCAAUGUCUGACCGGCAGAUCGAAUUCAUAAAAGUUGUGCGUGAAAUAUGGAUGAAGUUCACCAGACCUCUCAUGGAACAUGGUGCUGCCAACAUUGCACACGAAAUCGGCGAUUACGCUCCAGAAAGAACAGAUAUUACUGAUUUGUAUCAGUGGACACACAUACUCAGAAGUAUGAGGCUUUAUCUCCUCUUUAAUAAAGAUGCUUCCCAGUGGACUAGUGACGGCAGGUUCUUUUCCCCAUAUCAGGGUCAAAAAAGGCUCGGGCGGCUAGAAAACGGUGCUACUUUGGUGCUGCCACCGGGAGCCAAGGUUGGGGACUUUGCUGUCUGUCUGUACCCAUUCGGUCCAGAUUUUCAAGUCCCCCAUCACGAGCUCGGAAGUGUCCGCUCUGUUACAGUUACGGGAGGGACUGAUCGAUGGCUGGACCAAAUCUUCCUUGUUCGACAGCACACCGCGAAACUCAACAGGAACCAGAACAGCUUGAUUCGUGAACAAUUCUCGAGAGCAAAGCACAAGCCCGGCCACAGACGAGUGGACCCGCAAGAUUCUGCGGACUCCGAUUACCAUGCGAAGGGAUGGAGGUUGUUAUGGCGGCUGAAAAUAGAACACUAUACGCUGGUAGGGCAGUGUGGCGGAAUAGAGACCGUGAAAGCAGCCGCAUGGUAUCGGGACGUGCGGGCCAUACCACCACGCAUUCAACAGCAACACUGGUCGAGGUUAAGGUCGAAGAAUUGCGAUAAGCGCCUUCCGCAGAGCAAGUAUAUCUCGGGUCAUACGAGAAAAUAUAGGCAUUGUCUGCGUGGAAAAUGUCCUCGCCUUGUUAUCACGACAGACGGCGACACUAUGAAAUUACAACAUGCAUGUAUGGUUAGUGAUAAUGAUAUAAAAUACAAAGUCGUGGGAAGAUCAUUUUAUCGGAAGAUUUCAUACGGUUCCUUAGAAGUUGGCCACCUAUUGAUGUGGUCAGUAAUCGGUUAUGACAGUACCUCUAGCAGGACCACUCACCAUCAUAGACGGAAAACCUUGCGACCAGUGCAGAUAGCCCGACAAGCUGGCGACCCGGUAGGAGCCAAGCAGUCUGGUCUGCUUCCGCCAUUCGCCAACAGGGAGAAAUCGAGACACGAUCUUCCCAAUUCGUUAGUUGGCAUUGAUGAUGGCAUGAGUUGCAAGUGCUAUGGUAGAUCAUGGAUAAUGUGGAUUGGUCCUCGUCGCAGCACGUCUCAACAACUCGAAGAAUACGCGUCGAGCAAUAUGAUACAGGCACUGGUGUGGCGACUCUGA